ACACAGGCUGCAACCAGGCAGACAAGUGAAGGACGAAGAGCCAGAGACCGUGAAGGAACUCAGACAUGGAGACCGGGCCCGCGCCCCUGGACAGACCCCGGAUGGAUAUGGCCACCUUCGCUGAGAACUUUAGUCCACAAAUGCUGAAAGAAACACACCUGUGCUACGAGUGGGACGUGCCAGAAGGUGACUCCAGGAUCCCAGUGGACCAGAUGAAGGGCUUCCUGCGCAACAAGGGUGCUGACACACUGGGGGAGGCCCGCCAUGCAGAGCUGUGCUUCCUGGAUCUGAUCCCUUCCUGGGGCCUGGACAAGAACGAGCACUACAGCGUCACCUUGUUCAUCUCCUGGAGCCCCUGCCCUGACUGUGCCCGCAGCCUGGUGGCUUUCCUGCUCGAGAACGGCCACCUGAGCCUGCGCAUCUUUGCCGCCCGCAUCUAUAGCAAAAACUGGGGUUAUGAAGACGGACUGCGCCAACUGCAGGCGGCUGGGGCCGAAGUCUCCAUCAUGAGCAUCGAUGAGUACCAGCACUGCUGGGAAGCCUUCGUGGACCACCAGGGAGGACCAUUCCAGCCCCACCCCAAGCUGCACAAACACAUUCAAGGGGAGUCACAGAGGCUGGAGGGAAUCCUCAGGGCGAGGUCCCCUCCCUGCUCUCCCCCUGCUCCCCUCCCUCCUCACCUUCUCUCCCUGUUCCAGGGCCAAGCAGAGCCCACCACAGGCACCAGACGUCUGUUCUGCAUGUCUCUGUGUAUCCUGCGUCAUGCUGAGAGAGCCCCAGGCAGCUGGGCGUGCUGCACCAGGACCCCUUUACCUGAUGCUGACUCCGUGAGAACACAGAGGGAGGCCUGCAGAUGUCGAGAGAUGCGCCGUGUUCCUGGACGGAGAGCCUCGGCGGUCUGUGCCGCUGCAGUGACCUGUGACACACUGGCCACAGGGCUUCUCGAGAAGCAUGAAAACGUUUGUCCAUCAACUGUCGUGGAUCUGGGACGGGCCAGUGCAGCCUCCAAGGACGACCAGAUGAGGAGCCUUCUGGGCAGAAAGGCAGACCCAGUGCUGGGGACCAUGGUGAGAAGGAAAGUCUCCUGGAAGAAGGGCUACAUCCCGAAGCCCUGGCCCAGCAACCCCAUGGAGAAGCUAUAUGCUGAUUAUUUCAACUUUCACUUCACAAACGAGCUCACCCCCCCAGGUCGAAAUGGCUGUUACAUCUGCUAUGAAGUGCAAGGAACCCACUCACUUAUUUCCUUGAAGAGAGGAGUCUUUGAAAACCAGUUCUAUCCAAAGAAGAGAGUCCAUGCGGAAGUCUGCUUCCUGAAUUGGUUCAAGAAGUGGCCCUUGGAGAAGACCCCGACCCCUGGCGAACCAUACCGAGUCACCUGGUACAUGUCCUGGAGCCCCUGCGUGGAAUGUGCCAAGCAGGUGGCCGACUUCCUGAACACACAGAAGUGUGUGCAGCUGCGCAUCACCUUCUCUCGCCUCUACCACUCCAAUAAGCCGGAAUACCGGCAGGGGCUUCGGCACCUUGCUGGUGCCGGGGCCGAGCUGGCUGUGAUGUCUCCAGAGGACUUUAAGCGCUGCUGGAGCACCUUUGUGAGCUACCAGGAAUCAGAUUUCCGGCCCUGGUCUGACCUGGACGAAAACAGUGAGAAACUAUCAAAAAUGCUGGAUGGAAUCCUCAGGAUUCAGGGAAGCUGAAGAUGGACUCAACGUCUCUGCACGAUCAGGAGUCUUCUGGAGAUCGACGGAUAAAACACCUUCGUCAGGGAGAGAAAACUCACCUUUCCUACCAACUCCACAGUGAUCUGAAGACACCGGCAAAAUGCAAAGAGCUCAUAGGAAAUUUGUUCAAAAAAAUAUCCAAUUGAUUUACUUUUUAUUUAAAAUCUAUGAUAUGUUCCAAGUAUGCACCAGUAAGAUUCUACUCAGUAGUAUCAGAACCAUUUUCGAUUUUUAGGGAAAUACUUAUUUCCAUACACUUUAAAUGCAAAGUAAUGAAAUGGAAGACUGAACAUCUUCCACAAAAUGUUUUUCCCUCUGUAUCCUGGAGCCCAAAGAGGUCAAUAAACACCUGCCAAUGAGCAAAAGCCUCUCCCCUCAGUGCUGCUUUCACAGGAGGCUGCUUUUCACUUUCAAGUGAAAAUCAGUGAUGUUCAUAGGAUCAGGAAUUCAAAAACCUAAACUCACUGACAGACUUGGGCUGGGGACCGUUCUUGUGGUUUCGGAGAUGGCAACCCCAUAAGACCAAACCCUGAAAGGGGCUAGUAAGUCUCCAUGGAAAAUCAGGUAACAACGCAGGUGGCAGGCAUAACUAGACUCCAACACUGAGGGUUCCCAUGGAAAUCAGGCCCCAAACGUACACUGUAUCCUUUGAAGCUGGCUCUGCCCAGCAAUAAGCCUUGUUAAUAAAAAGUAGAGUUUAAGUACAAGGCAUAAGGAGUAAACUCCUUAUCUCAUGAAACACAUCUUAAAGACGCUUUGGCAUCAGUAUGACGAACAGACCCUGACCUGAGGCAUAUUUCUGUGUUCCUUCGACUAUUAUCUAUAGAUGAUACCUGUUUUUGUAUGACUACAGCAGCCCUUUGACAUUGAUUGAUGA
Messenger RNA from Artibeus jamaicensis (Jamaican fruit-eating bat), 2595 nucleotides. Its product is annotated as DNA dC->dU-editing enzyme APOBEC-3F-like. Gene Ontology annotation, biological process: cytidine to uridine editing; defense response to virus; DNA cytosine deamination. The record is from RefSeq and is a predicted model, not a curated record. Lineage: Eukaryota; Metazoa; Chordata; Mammalia; Chiroptera; Phyllostomidae. The transcript is spliced from 11 exons. The coding region runs from base 66 to 1694 and encodes 542 amino acids. Gene Ontology annotation, cellular component: cytoplasm; nucleus; P-body. Gene Ontology annotation, molecular function: RNA binding; zinc ion binding; cytidine deaminase activity.